AUGAAUGAUGGAGGUUGGACUCUAUUGAAUGAAAUUUUGUACUUGGAAUCUCUCCUUAGCUCUAUUCCUCUCCCUAGUGCUAGUAAUCUUCUCUCUGCUGAUUUGACAACUUAUACACAAAAACCAAUAAGAUUGACAAGUGUCAUUUCAUCCAACUUAUUGAAAGAUUUUAAGGGAAGUUUCAAUACUGUCAAGGCUGGUUUUGGGUUGAGAUGUAGUGUGGGAGCUGAUGAUCCAACCAUGGAUCCUGUUCUGAACUAUUUGUGCCAAAUCAAUAAUAGAAAUGGAUUGAAUACUUAUGUUGCUGCUACCUUUAGUUCAUAUGUAAAAUAUUGGCUUUAUUAA
This is a messenger RNA of Naegleria gruberi, 345 nucleotides long. RefSeq lists its product as uncharacterized. Bases 1 to 345 code for a protein of 114 amino acids. The record is from RefSeq and is a predicted model, not a curated record. NCBI's taxonomy places the organism in Eukaryota, Heterolobosea, Eutetramitea, Acrasida, Naegleriidae. The transcript has a single exon.